AUGUCCUUUUUAUACAGGCAGGAGAUAAGAUCGCUGCAGGAUGGCUCGCCGAACACCUUCAUAAUCGGUGUGAUUAUAAACAGCACGAAUAUGAAAACGUUUGUCGUAUCUCGUGCCAGAUUUAAUACUGGCGAACGUGGCGUAUGGACAUUCACUUUGCGCGACUCCGAGGAUGACUUUAUUAACGUCACUGUAUGGGGCAGCACGGAAUAUGUAAAAAAAUUAUCGUCCACAUUUAUCAUCGGAUCCGUAGUGGAAGUGAUAAGCGCAAAAAUCGUGAAACGCAAUCUCAAUGAUAAGAACGAACAAUUCAUGCCAUCGACCUCCAGCCCUUUUACCUUGAUCAUAAAUGAGGGUAUAGCCUUAAUACAGAAUCACGACGCGCCAACUCGCGAACAAUACAAAGAUCUGUUAACGCGACCUGUGAAAAAUGUGACCUCCGCGAAAAGCCUAAAAACUAUUCUGGAUAAUAUAGACGCUCUGUGUGAUCGCUUCGUUGAUCUUCUGGUCGUUGUUACGUUUAUUGCUGAUGCUCGUAAUAUAAUGACACGGAAUGGACGAUCCUUAACGUGUCGCAAUUUCGAAGUCGCAGAUGGAUCGACGGAUAAUACCGUGUCAUUGAUGUUGUGGGAUAAUGACUGGAUUGAGAGAUCUGCCUCUUGGGAACCGAAGAAGACAAUAUUAUUCUUGAUCGAUGCUCGCAUUGCAUAUGACGAGUAUAAGAAGAAAAUGACGUUAAGUAUCUCAAGACGAACGUUGAUCACGGAGUGUCUGAACAUACCCCAAGCUGCAGAUAUUAUGAAUGCGGUGCAGCAUUAUGAUCCUGAUUCCAUAUGCAGCGAUCCGUUCGCCAUACCAAAUCCGGAGACUAUUACGACUGUAAUGACGGUACAACAAAUCACAGAGAAAUUACAAAAGAAUAAAGCGACUGCGGAGGGUGAAAGAUUGCAAUUCGCAACGAUCGUAAGGGCUUCGGUAACCGAAAUGAAUUUGGACGGUCCACUCAAAGAUGUGAUAUCUAUAAAAUGUGCUCUAUGUAAAAAGUCUAUCGCAGACGUGCAAGAUUCCUGUAUGAAUUUAAAUUGUCCGUCUGGCAAUGGAAUGCGAACACCAUUAAAUACUGUAAAGUUUAAUGUAAAAAUAAAUUUGAAAGACGACACCGGAUAUCUUAUCGGAUGUCGUUUAACCGAUGACAUCGCGGAGCGUGUCUUGGGCUACACAGUUGAUGAAUUUCAGACAAUGACAGUAGAAAAGCGCAGCGAAUUAAAAUGGCUAUAUUUGUUAGAAAAAUGUGACGUUCGUCUAUAUAUUCUCGGACCGACAUCUGUCUUUUCGCGCACCUUAUAUAAGGUCUUAUCUAUUCAACCAGACAAUGAAAUGGAACAAGCUCUCGAACAGAUUGCAUCUGUGCCUCAGUAUUAA
Trachymyrmex septentrionalis is the source of this 1422-nucleotide messenger RNA. RefSeq names its product meiosis-specific with OB domain-containing protein (gene hdm). The coding region runs from base 1 to 1422 and encodes 473 amino acids. Gene Ontology annotation, biological process: resolution of meiotic recombination intermediates. Gene Ontology annotation, molecular function: single-stranded DNA binding; single-stranded DNA 3'-5' DNA exonuclease activity. Lineage: Eukaryota; Metazoa; Arthropoda; Insecta; Hymenoptera; Formicidae. The transcript has 8 exons. The record is from RefSeq and is a predicted model, not a curated record.